Messenger RNA from Polyodon spathula (Mississippi paddlefish), 1731 nucleotides. Its product is annotated as amyloid-beta A4 precursor protein-binding family A member 1-like. The annotation marks the transcript as partial. Gene Ontology annotation, molecular function: amyloid-beta binding. The transcript is spliced from 5 exons. The record is from RefSeq and is a predicted model, not a curated record. Gene Ontology annotation, cellular component: plasma membrane; cytoplasm; dendritic spine. NCBI's taxonomy places the organism in Eukaryota, Metazoa, Chordata, Actinopteri, Acipenseriformes, Polyodontidae. Gene Ontology annotation, biological process: chemical synaptic transmission.
AGGGUAAAAGAAGAUUUUUUAAAUCUGAUAAUCUGUUCUACGUGUAUAAAAAUAAAUGAAAAAAGGAACAAGACUCAACACUAUUGAGUGUGGUUUACUUGUGUUUUUCUUCCUAUGUUUAACGUGUAAACAUGUGGAUGUCUUUAUUGAACUGCUAAUGUAAGUACAGCAGAGAAGCUGCUGAAUCGGUGAACUGGAGCGAUUGAUGAAUCGGGGCUGGAUUGAUGGAGACUGAAACAAGCGACGCAAGCGCUUGGCUACGUCACGACCGAAGAUGGCAGAGGUUUCGAGGAAGGAAGGAAGUGUUUACAAUGUCGUGCAAGAAUAUAGCGAGUGUUACAGCUCCCACAGUGUUAGGACCCUUGUGAAUGGAAGCACGUGAUGGAUCUUCACUCAGAUGGCCUCCUUGCACAGGGCAGUGUAGCCCCAGACACCAUGGAGGAUGAGCCUCAACGUGAAACAAUAGCCGGUCGCAACCUGGGGGUAGGAAGCCAACCCCCGGGAGAGGAAGCCAGAGGUGAUGAAUCAGGCUGCCCUCUCCCUGAAGCUUCUCCCCCGGCAGCAGAGGAGAACUCUGCAAGCAGCUUGCCCAGUGACCUGUGUAACCCGGCUGAGGAUACAGAAGAAUCAAACUCCUUCAGUCUCAUUGAGCCCCCUCCUUUGGACUGGAGUGAGUCCGGAAGCCUGGAUUCCUCCAUUGACAGUGUGGGCUGCUCUGCCCCAGAGGCAGGCAGAGGUGGUAUCUCCCUUAAGGCUGAAAUGGAUUUACUGCCAGAGCAAUUUAACCAGCUUGAGCCACUCCCGGACCUUGGGUUGGACCUGUCUGGCACAGACCUCCACAGAGGCGGGUUAAAACAGAGUGAUGAUGAAAAAGAGGACAAUUUGGGAGGCUGUAAAGAAGAAGAUGAUACUAGUGGGGAUUAUAAGAUAGAAGACGAAGACCACAGCCAGAUCCAGGCGCUUCUAGCCAGGCUUCAAACGUACAGCCAGCCCCCAGCGACUCGCUCCCUCUCCCACUUCCCCAGCAUGGAGAACCGGGUCGCCUCUGACAUAGAGGACUUGGUUUCAAGCGUGGCGAUGAGCGGGAGGCUUGAAGCAGGAGACCGCGAUCCGCAGAGAGACUGGAACACUGGGCUGCUCCUCUCUGAGGCAAACCAGAGAGACCUGUUGAACCUCUUGGACAAUGGAGGACUGGGGGAGGAAAGGGAGGAGAGAGCCCCGCCUCGAGCACAGUACCAAGCACAGGGCAGCGAGGUGGACUCUGUGGUGAGCAUCACUUAUGGCGAGGCGGAUGGGGGAUUUGGAGAGAGGCAGGGGAAGAACUCUCUUGGGCGUGGCCAACCGGUGGGAGCAGAGGUCAGCAUGUACCCCUGCAGCCCUGAGCAACUGCCAGAGCCAGUUUGGAUGAAAACAGGCAACUCCUCGAUGCCAGAGGAAGAGCAGCAGCAAGCACAGACUGAGGAGGCUAGUAGCAAGAACUGUCCAGCUUACAAGGAAGUGCCUGGUCCCUGUGACCCAGAUGAUUUGCUGGAUGGAGUGAUCUUCGGGGCAAAAUAUCUGGGCUCCACCCGACUCCUCUCCGUUAAGAACCCCUCUACCAGCACCCGCAUGGCACAGGCUCAGGAAGCCGUUGACAUGAUUAAGGCUCCUGACGGAGAGUCCCAGCCGAUGACAGAGGUGGAUCUCUUCAUUUCCACCAGGAGGAUCAAGGUGCUCAGCGCGGAUACGCAG